AUGGAACCACUUACGUUGAAGCAACGCACUCCGGUCGAGAGCCCCGAGGUGGAAAACUGGGACGAUGACGACUUUGAGAACCUGGAAGACGUCCACUUCCGUACUGCGUCAACCGCAACUUCUGUCAUCUCUCAUCCCCAGACGAACCGCCGAGAUUCCGUCUCGUCGCGCUUGUCAAUGCGGUCCGAGUCGAACCAAGGAGACGAAAAUUGGGAUGUACUGGUUGAUGAACAAGCAUCGAUUAAGGAUGCCGUAGCCCUUGCGAAGAGCAAAGGAAUACCAUUACCUGCCAACAUACCUCGUUCGGCAUUGGAGGGUGGCACCAUACGGCGGUUGAAGGGCAAAGAGAUCAAAAAGGCAAUUGCGGACGACUGGUCGGAAGACUUGGAUCUACCUGGCACCGAGAUGCCUCUCAAGCUCGCCAAACACGAUGACCGCGAUUUAUCAGAGAGUUUGCGACAGAUCAGUGCGGCUUUCAGAACGUCACCCAAAACCCCAGAAGCGAAAGACAUGUUUGAUCAAACCAUCCGGUCGCCAAAGUCGCGCUCGGCAGCUGUACCUAUCACCUUGGAUGCUUUUCGAGAUACAGAUGAGGAUGCGGGCUUUGGCGAUGUCCCGACGAUAAAGGUCGCCAAACAUAGAUCACCUCAGAAGCCUCUGCUUUUCCGGCAACCUCCCACCCCCGGGAAGCCAGAAACUGAAAACAUCGAAGACGAUCUCGAGUUUCCUUCCGAUGGACAACUGCGCCUGUCCACAAGGAAACCCCCUCCUUCGACUCCUCAACAAAGUGACGAUUUCGACCUUGAAUGGGCCGAGGGCAGCCUGGGUACAAGGAACGCCGGCACCAGAAGAGGAGGUCGGUCUGCACGUAGCUCGUCUGCCUCAGCCUUGAGCCCCAGUGUUUCGAGUGCUUUCACCGCCGAGAGCGAAGAUGAAGGCCUGGAUGGUCUUGUCCUGCCUGACGGCCCCAUUCAAUUUGAGGACAAGCUCAAACGACGCCAACAUGAACACCCGCCUGAGCCACCUCGAAGUAUUCCCGAUCACAAAGAUGAUUCCCGGAUGACGGCUGGGAAGGACGACUUUUUCUCGGGUCUAGAAAUUGGAGAUGGAGAGGUUUUCGACGCUGCCAAAUUGACCCUGAAUCGCAAUGUUAAGCACAAGAGUGCACGGCCUACCAGUCCACCCAAAAGGACAACAACCACCCUCAAUUUUACAAGCACCAAAAGCCAAGGAACUAUCUCGCGUCUCCCCAGAUUUCAACCUGCUCACGACCGGCUUGAGCGUGCUCGGUCCAAUUUGGAACCUGUCUCGGAAACCGGCGCCGCGAUAUCAUCGUACCAACGAGCCAAUUCGCGACUUGGUAAUCAUGCAAGUCAUUCAUCUGUCUCAGCCAUUCCCGCCCCUCAGGCUCCCUCUACUCCCUCUACCCCAAGUCGACGGCUCCUCCGUGGCACCGAAUCUCGCCCCGACCUGCGCUUCGAGCCGCCGACCACAACAAACGCGCAGCUCCUGCGUGCAAAGAGAUCCAUGCCUGUCAUGCGUGGCUUGACCUCGCCGACCAAAGCUUCGCCGUACGUCAGACCUCCUUCGAGACAGGAGACGGGAAGCCGGUUGAAUAUCCCCUCACGUCCCAAAACUCCCACGGAUCGCGCAGAAUCUCGCAUCGGGGAACCCAGGAAAGGCGCAAUCCCCUUCCUCCCAGCAGGUGCUUCCGCUGGGCAGUCUCAGCACGUUAGUAUCAAAAAUCAUUACCGCGGGCAAGGAUCCGAUGGCUCUGGUGACAGUAUGUCCGCUGCUCAAAGGUCCUUGUCUCGAUUGGCUGGGCUCGGCAGACCGGAGACGCCUGGUCGUGGGAUAGACAGUGCUCGUGGGCGAAGCAAUCUCACACCCGCCGAAUUGGCCGCACAAGCCAAGAAAUCAAUCACAAAACCUGCCCGGCGUCGCAAUUAUGGCGAUGGAACGGAGUUGGAGAUCUUCGACGACUUGCCUACCUCGGCCACCCUCGAAUCCAAGUUCACCAAGGCGCCUGUGGGCCGUGGUGCACCUCGAAGCCUUCGAAGCAAACUUGGUUUGUCGCACCUCAACCCCUCGACAUCGUCCCUUGCCAGUACGAGACGGGGCAGCGACACCCCUGUUCCAGCAACGCCGCUCUCACCGGCUCCCAGAAGCGAUUUCCCAACCACAGCCCUCAAUACAACCAACGUUCCUCGCUUUGCCCGCGACACUGCCGCCUCCCGCAACGCUCGCGAACAGCGACAGAUCUCAAACACUUUCCAGAACAUGCGAGGUGAACCACUGCAACCCAUAUCAACGAAUUGGAAGUCGAACACCUCAGCUAUACGUCCAAGCAACCAAGGAAGUUUGAGGAAAAAGAAAAACGACAAGGUCCAAUUGAAACCACACCUCAUCAAACCCAUGGGCAGCGACUUGAACCGAGCAAAGACGGAGAAAGGCAUGAACUACAACCCGCUCUCGUUUAGGUGGGAAGGCAAUGAAAACGAUCUGGCGCCUUUCGACGUCCCAGACUUCUACCCUCGGGUCGGCAGCCCUGGUAUCCAAAGUCGAGGAAGCCCAGGCACGAAAGCGCAGGUGGCACUGAUCUCCAAUGUGGGCUCCAGUGUUACAGGCGUCCAAGUUGUGGGUGGCAUGGUCUUUGAUCCAUCACAAAUGCGAUGGCUCAAGAUUGCCGAGAAUCCAGAUGGAAGCGUGUCGAGUCUUCGAGGGGGUAGUGUCCAGAUUGAAGAGGAAGAAGAUGUCUUCGCGGGUCUGGAGGACCUGAAAGAAGAGGACGAGACCCGCAGUCGGAGCGGCACGCUCCAAAACAUGUCAAACAUCGAGCAAUCGAGGGAUUCCUUCGGUGAUGGAGAAGCUGGCCACAGCAGCGGUGACGAAUGGGGAAUUGGAGUUAGCGAAGAGUUCGAUGUGGGACCUGAGUUUGUGCGAAGACAGAGAGGCGAAGAGGAGCGAUGGCGACGAAAAGUGGAAAAGUGGCUCCGAAAGGGUCUCGACGUGGAAGAGGAAGAAGGUCCCGAUGGCAGGGGAGGUUGGAGGUGGGCUAUUCGUGAGCUGGUGAUGGAGCAAGGCGAAGCUUAG
Fonsecaea erecta is the source of this 3093-nucleotide messenger RNA. RefSeq lists its product as hypothetical. The record is from RefSeq and is a predicted model, not a curated record. Gene Ontology annotation, molecular function: GTPase activator activity. Gene Ontology annotation, cellular component: mitotic spindle pole body; SIN/MEN two-component GAP complex. The transcript has a single exon. Gene Ontology annotation, biological process: mitotic spindle orientation checkpoint signaling; regulation of Ras protein signal transduction. The coding region runs from base 1 to 3093 and encodes 1030 amino acids. NCBI's taxonomy places the organism in Eukaryota, Fungi, Ascomycota, Eurotiomycetes, Chaetothyriales, Herpotrichiellaceae.